This is a messenger RNA of Syzygium oleosum, 1431 nucleotides long. Its product is annotated as peptide deformylase 1A, chloroplastic/mitochondrial. Gene Ontology annotation, biological process: peptidyl-methionine modification; N-terminal protein amino acid modification. The transcript is spliced from 4 exons. The record is from RefSeq and is a predicted model, not a curated record. Gene Ontology annotation, cellular component: chloroplast; mitochondrion. NCBI's taxonomy places the organism in Eukaryota, Viridiplantae, Streptophyta, Magnoliopsida, Myrtales, Myrtaceae. The coding region runs from base 70 to 966 and encodes 298 amino acids. Gene Ontology annotation, molecular function: peptide deformylase activity.
GAUGGACAUUCUUCGGCCCGGCCCGAACUAGAAUGCAGGCCCGCCGAGACUUGUUCGGAGACGGCUACAAUGCCGCUGCAGAGUUUGUCCGACGGUCUCUGCUUGGUCCGACCGAACUCCCCCACCCUUCUCCCCGAGCAAAACAUGGAGUCCCUCCACAGAGCUUCACUCCAGCUCCGCUUGCUCCCUCUCUGUCUCUCCUCACCUCCCUCGAGAACCCUCGUCUACCGCACGCUGCUCGAGCCCGCGGCUCGGCAGCUCGGCACGGACUCGCCUCCCAAGUUCAGCCUCGUCUUCACGCCUCGGAGGCGUUACUGCAACUCCCCUUCGAUUGCGAGGGCGGGAUGGCUUCUGGGUCUCGCGGGGGACAAGAAGAAGAGCGCGGGCCUGCCCGAUAUCGUGAAGGCCGGCGACCCAGUCCUGCACGAGCCGGCCCGGGAAGUCGACCCGGCAGAUGUCGGGUCGGAGAGGAUACAGAAGAUAGUCGACGACAUGGUGGUGGCGAUGAGGAAGGCCCCCGGCGUCGGGCUCGCGGCUCCCCAGAUUGGUAUUCCUUUGAAGAUUAUAGUGCUAGAAGAUACCAAAGAGUACAUAAGUUAUGCACCAAAGGAAGAGACUAAAGCACAAGAUAGGCGCCCAUUUGAUCUCCUGGUAAUCUUGAACCCAAAGCUAAAAAAGAAGAGCAAUAGGACCGCCCUUUUCUUUGAGGGCUGCCUCAGUGUUGAUGGAUAUAGAGGAUUGGUGGAAAGAUAUCUCGAUGUGGAGGUUACAGGAUUGGGUCGCGAUGGUAAGCCUAUCAAGGUUGAUGCUUCGGGUUGGCAAGCUAGGAUAUUACAGCAUGAAUGCGAUCAUUUGGACGGAAUUCUCUACGUGGACAAGAUGGUUCCAAGAACAUUCAGAAUUGUGGAGAACCUGGACUUGCCUCUAGCGGACGGGUGCCCCAGACUCGGUGUAUGUGGCUCAUGAUCAUAGCCAAGUAGGAAGUCAAGGUUCUGAAUACUCAAACUCAACCACAUUUGUUUUAUUGCAAUUAACAAGAGCCAUGCAUGAUGCUGGGAGGAAUCAUUCUCGGAUCACAAUCACAUAACUUGGAUAUAGCUGGUGUCUUGAGGAUGUGUAAGUGUGUGCCGUCAUUGGUUGUGCAUGUGGAAUAAGAUUUAGUGAGCAGCGAUCCUUCCUAUUCCAGCGCAUGAGCACUUGGGUUGAGUUAUUCAGGUAGCCCAUUGAUAUUUGAGGAUGCUGCAAAAGCUAAGAACUUGAAAAUCUUCUGCUGUUAUGGAAUUCGUUACUUCAGUUUUGAUCCGCCAAUAAUUGUUUUAGUUAAAUAAUUUUGUGUAGUCUUUCUUUUCUUUUGUAAUAUUUGCGCUGGUAAUAAUUGUUGUGAUACUUGCGACUUCCACAUGUUUAUGAAGGUUCUUUAACUGCUGGUCA